AUGAAGCUCAACAUCUCCUACCCGGCCAAUGGGUCGCAAAAGUUGAUCGAGAUCGACGAUGAGCGCAAGCUCCGUGCGUUCAUGGAGAAGCGCAUGGGAACUGAAGUUCCCGGCGACUCCCUGGGCGAAGAAUUCAAGGGUUACAUCUUCAAGAUCACCGGUGGUAACGACAAGCAGGGUUUCCCUAUGAAGCAGGGUGUUCUCCUGCCGCACCGUGUCAAGCUUCUCCUCAGCGAUGGUCACAGCUGCUACCGUCCCCGCCGUGACGGAGAGCGGAAGCGCAAGAGUGUCCGUGGAGCCAUCACCGGUCCCGACCUGUCUGUCCUCGCUCUCAGCAUCGUCAAGCAGGGUGAGAACGACAUCCCCGGUCUCACCGACGUUGUCGUUCCCAAGAGGCUCGGUCCCAAGCGUGCCACCAAGAUCCGACGAUUCUUCGGUCUCGACAAGAAGGACGAUGUCCGCAAGUUCGUCAUCCGCCGUACCGUGACCCGCGAGGGCAAGAAGGAGUACACCAAGGCCCCCAAGAUCCAGCGUCUGGUGACCCCUCAGCGUCUCCAGCGCAAGCGUCACAGGAUUGCCCUGAAGCGCCGCCGUGCGGAGGCUGCCCGGGAGGCUGCCAACGAAUACGCCAAGCUUCUGGCUUCUCGUGUCCAGGAAGAGAAGGCCAAGCGCGAGGAGCUGCGCAAGCGGAGAGCGUCUUCGAUGCGGAAGUAA
This is a messenger RNA of Rasamsonia emersonii CBS 393.64, 714 nucleotides long. Its product is annotated as 40S ribosomal protein S6. Gene Ontology annotation, cellular component: ribosome. Gene Ontology annotation, biological process: translation. The transcript is spliced from 6 exons. The record is from RefSeq and is a predicted model, not a curated record. NCBI's taxonomy places the organism in Eukaryota, Fungi, Ascomycota, Eurotiomycetes, Eurotiales, Trichocomaceae. Gene Ontology annotation, molecular function: structural constituent of ribosome. Bases 1 to 714 code for a protein of 237 amino acids.